Molecule: messenger RNA, 471 nt
Organism: Symbiodinium pilosum
Lineage: Eukaryota; Dinophyceae; Suessiales; Symbiodiniaceae
Source: the annotation of a GenBank genome assembly
UUUGUUCAGCGGAUGACGGAGAUGUCUUGUUGGCAUGGUCAGCCAAGCGGCUGCAACCGGCCAUGCCGGCAGCUGGCAGUCAUGGCUGUGGCAGCGCUUCUUAUCAGCCACGAGGCUUUUGUUCAGCAGAUGCCCCGUGACUGGCGAGGCACCCGAGUUAUCAGACGAGCUGGCAGCGAUCCAGAAGAGUAUGAGAGUGUCUUCUGGUCCUCCGAGAAGUGGUUCUGGGAGGUGAAGGUUCGAGACCGUGAAAGCGAGCGGCUCAUCUUCGUGGGCGACUACGAGUUGGCGGAGCAGGCUGCCAAAGCUGCGGACUGCGCGCAGCUGGCCUUGGAUCAAAUGUAUCCGCCGGCAGAUGGGCAACGAUGUUGGAGCAGAAACUUGCCCAAGGAGACCAUCUAUGAAGACGAGGUGGACACCGCUGCUGCCAUACUUCAGGGCAAGCGGCCUCCUGCAAAACCGGAAGAGUGA